Messenger RNA from Dioscorea cayenensis subsp. rotundata (Guinea yam), 2130 nucleotides. RefSeq names its product AUGMIN subunit 3. Lineage: Eukaryota; Viridiplantae; Streptophyta; Magnoliopsida; Dioscoreales; Dioscoreaceae. The coding region runs from base 130 to 2028 and encodes 632 amino acids. The transcript is spliced from 19 exons. The record is from RefSeq and is a predicted model, not a curated record. Gene Ontology annotation, cellular component: HAUS complex; centrosome; mitotic spindle. Gene Ontology annotation, biological process: spindle assembly; centrosome cycle.
UCCGUUGGAGUGUAGAGACGCGCUCAGGCAAUGCCGCGGUGCGGAUCUUCUAUUUAAAAGCUCUGCGACAGCCGGCAUUUUCCGAUCCCACUCGAUCGAAGAAGUAGAGUGAACUGCGAAGGGGGGGCGAUGAGCGGGGCACGGCUGUGCGCGGUGCUGGCCGAGCUGGGCUUCGGCGGCCACGAAUCCUUGGAUCCGGAUAGCUUCGAGUGGCCCUUCCAGCACGAUGAUGUCCGCCCUCUUCUUGACUGGUUCUGCUCCAGUCUCCGGCCUUCCAAUGUUCUCUCCCCAUCCGAGCUCUCCCAGUAUGAGCAAUUUGUGCAUGAGGGGAAGCUACUAGAGGGUGAGGACUUGGAUUCUGCUUUCGAUAGCAUUUCUGCAUUUUCUAACAGAAGAGAUAAUCAAGAAGCAGUAUUUGGGACUGAAGAACGACUAAUUGAUAUCAGGGAGGCAAAACUUGCUUACAAAGCAGAGGUUCUAGAAUUGCAAAAGCAGCUUGCGCGGCAGCAAUCUCAGUUUGAUCUUCUAGCAAGUCAAGUUUCUGCUAUGAUACAGGGCAGAAGGUCUAGGAUUGCCACAACCUCUGCUGUCAAUGGACAGCUUAUUGCUUUAGAUGAAAAGCUUUCUGCCAGAAAUUUAGAGAUGAAUGCAGUUCUUGGAAAAAUUACUUCUACUACACAAGAGUUAGCUCACUAUCAUUCUGGGGAUGAGGAUGGUGUUUACUUGGCGUAUUCUGAUUUCCAUUCUUAUUCAGUCAGAGAUCUAGCUUGCACCAAGGAACUGAACCAGUGGUUUUCAAAACAGUUUGAGAAGGGGCCGCUGCAUCUUGUUGCAGAGGAGGGUAAGUCUAAAUGUUCAUGGGUGAGCGUUGAUGACAUCACUAAUUGCUUGAUGCGAGGAGAUUCUGAGAAAUAUCAUCAUCAUCGUGUGGCUGAACUGCAACGUCUUCGGUCCAUAUUUGCAACAAGUGAAAGGCAAUGGAUAGAAGCCCAAGUUGAUAAUGCUAAGCAGCAAGCCAUUCUCUCAAUGGUCAAAUCACAAAUAUCAUCUGAUGAGGCUCAUAUUCACAGAGAUAUACAGUCUCUCAGGAGAAAAAAUUCUGAGUUGUCGGUUGAACUUGCAAACCUUUCUCGUAAAGAGCAAAAGUUUUUGACUGAGUCGAUUCCCCGCUUGUGCUCAGAGCUUGCUCAGCUCCAAGACACAUAUAUCUUACAGGGGGAUUAUGAUUUAAAAGUGAUGCGCCAGGAAUAUUACAUUGGCCAGCAAAAAAUGUUCAUACACCAUCUUGUCAAUCAGCUUGCUAGACACCAAUUUCUGAAAGUAGCUUGCCAACUGGAGCAAAAGGCUAUGCUUGGUGCAUAUUCCAUGCUUAAGGUUAUCGAAUCAGAGUUACAAGGUUAUCUAUCAGCAGCCAAUGGUCGUGUGGGUCAUUGCCUAUCUUUAAUACAAGCUGCUUCAGAUGUACAAGAGCAAGGGGCUGUUGAUGAUCGAGAUACAUUUCUGCACGGUGUUCGGGACCUUCUAAGCAUUCAUUCAAAUGUUCAAGCUGUACUACCGACUUAUGUGUCAGCUCAAGGUAUAAUCCAGCAGAUAUCAGGACUUCAGUCCGAGUUGCUUUCCCUACAGUUUGAGCUUGACAAUUCCCUUCCAGAGGACCGCAGAAGAUGCAUUAAUGAGCUAUGCACAUUAAUUCAGAAUUUGGAGCAGCUUCUUUUUGCAUCUUCAACUAUCGCAGAUCCACUAUUGACUCCAAGGGUUUUUUUCUUGGAUUGUUGUAUCAAAUCUUUUAUUUUUUCAUUCCCAGCCCUUUUGCGUGCACUUGAUGAAAUGGAGAAAGUUAAUUCACAACUCUCUGCGUCUGUUGAGGAAGUAACUGAUGUACACCGUCAGAAGGCUGAGAUUGUAAAGCAUCACCCUCAUGAAGUUGGGCGGGAGCGGCAAGUAUUUGUCGAUUUCUUCUGCAACCCUGAUAGGCUAAGGAAUCAAGUUAGAGAACUCACUGCCCGAGUCAAAGCGCUGCAUGAAUAGGGCUUCAUAGGCAGAAGGCGUUUUCUUUCAUUUUGAGUGUUCUGAAUUUUACAGCAGGCCUUGAGCUGGCAGGCUAUUAUGAUGAUAAUCCUGAUAGCAACA